Molecule: messenger RNA, 2054 nt
Organism: Balaenoptera ricei (Rice's whale)
Lineage: Eukaryota; Metazoa; Chordata; Mammalia; Artiodactyla; Balaenopteridae
Gene: PORCN
Product: porcupine O-acyltransferase
Exons: 13
Coding region: 723-1880 (385 amino acids)
Biological process (GO): canonical Wnt signaling pathway; protein palmitoylation; Wnt protein secretion
Cellular component (GO): endoplasmic reticulum; membrane
Molecular function (GO): palmitoleoyltransferase activity; Wnt-protein binding
Source: RefSeq, a predicted model, not a curated record
GGCCUUGACCAGAUCUGGCUGCUCCUUGCCAUCUGCCUCGUCUGCCGCCUCCUGUGGAGGCUUGGUUUAUCAUUUUGAAAAGUUUCAAAGUUACUGAAAAGCUAAGUUGAAAGAAUAGUACAAUGAACACCCAUAUAUGCAUCACCCGAUUCUCCAACUGUCAACAUCUUGCCACAUUAGCUCGCCCUAUCUACCUAUCUAUCUACCUAUCUACCUAUCUAUCCGUCCGUCCAUCUGCCUAUCUCUCUAUCUAUCAUCUUCCUGAAUCACUUGAAUAACCUGCUGACACUUCAUCCCAAAUCCUCUUGCGUGUGUCCCCCAAGAACAAAGACAUCUUCCCCCCACAGCCAUAGUCUCAACCAUCACCCCUCAGGAAAUUUAAUCUUGAUGCCAUAAUAUUAUUCAAUAUAAGUUAUUCAAAUUUCCUCCAGGGUUCCCAAAGUGACCUUUAUAGAUGUCUCUUUUCUUUAAACCCAAGCCCUGCCACCUCCCCAGCUCCCCAACACCUGCUUUGGGCCCCCUGCAAUCCCACCACGUUCCAACCUCUAAGCCUUUCCCUGAGCUACGUCCUCUGCCCAGGCUGCCCUUCUACCAGCCCUGCUCUAAUUCCCUUUCUUGUUCUCUCUCUCUUUCUCUCACCCAAAGGGUUGCCAUCCUACCUGAAGCAUGCAAGCACCGUGGCAGGCGGGUUCUUCAGCCUCUACCACUUCUUCCAGCUGCACAUGGUUUGGGUCGUGCUGCUCAGCCUCCUGUGCUACCUCGUGCUGUUCCUCUGCCGACAUUCCUCCCAUCGCGGCGUCUUCCUCUCCGUCACCAUCCUCAUCUACCUACUCAUGGGUGAGAUGCACAUGGUGGACACCGUGACAUGGCACAAGAUGAGAGGGGCCCAGAUGAUUGUGGCCAUGAAGGCGGUGUCUCUGGGCUUCGACCUGGACCGGGGUGAGGUGGGUGCAGUGCCCUCGCCCGUGGAGUUCAUGGGCUACCUCUACUUCGUGGGCACCAUCGUCUUUGGGCCCUGGAUAUCCUUCCACAGCUACCUACAGGCCGUCCAAGGCCGCCCGCUGAGCCGCCGAUGGCUGCAGAAGGUGGCCCGGAGUCUGGCGCUGGCCCUGCUGUGCCUUGUGCUGUCCACCUGUGUGGGCCCCUACCUCUUCCCGUACUUCAUCCCCCUUGAUGGUGACCGCCUCCUUCGCAACAAGAAACGCAAAGCCAGGUGGCUGCGAGCCUAUGAGAGUGCUGUCUCCUUCCACUUCAGCAACUAUUUUGUGGGCUUUCUGUCCGAGGCCACGGCCACGUUGGCGGGGGCUGGCUUCACCGAGGAGAAGGAUCACCUGGAAUGGGACCUGACGGUCUCUAAGCCACUGAACGUGGAGCUGCCCCGGUCCAUGGUGGAAGUUGUCACAAGCUGGAACCUGCCCAUGUCUUAUUGGCUAAAUAACUAUGUUUUCAAGAAUGCUCUCCGCCUGGGGACCUUCUCAGCUGUGCUGGUCACCUAUGCAGCCAGCGCCCUCCUGCACGGCUUCAGCUUCCACCUGGCUGCGGUGCUGCUGUCCCUGGCGUUUAUCACUUACGUGGAGCACGUCCUCCGAAAGCGCCUGGCUCGGAUCCUCAGUGCCUGCAUCUUGUCGAAACGGUGCCCACCAGACUGUUCACACCAGCAUCGCUUGGGCCUGGGGGUGCGAGCCUUAAACCUGCUCUUUGGGGCCCUGGCCAUCUUCCACCUGGCCUACCUGGGCUCCCUGUUCGAUGUUGAUGUGGACGACACCACAGAGGAGCAGGGCUACGGCAUGGCAUACACUGUCCACAAAUGGUCAGAGCUCAGCUGGGCCAGUCACUGGGUCACUUUUGGAUGCUGGAUCUUCUACCGUCUCAUAGGCUGAGGCACAUCUGUGGACCCUCACAACUCUCUCAAGACCCCUUCUCAGGGUGCCAGCUCUGAUGGGGGAUGAGGGAAGGCCCUCUCUCUAAUUAUUGACCCUCUCUCCAUCCUUGACCCCCCCAACACCCAUACACACACACACACACACACACACACACACACACACACACACACA